UAGAUUUUAUAUUCUGCUGUUUUCGCGCUAAUUUUCUUAGCUUACUGUAAUGCCAAAUGAUGACACCACCUACCUGCUGUCAAUAUUGCUAAUUGUUUUUUGUAGAUAACAAGGAUAACAAAAUUAAUGUUUGCAGAUGUUUGAAAAAUAAUGAUAAAUACUAAAGCAAUUAAAAAUGCUAGAAGGUUGAUCGAAAAAGUAAAAGAUGUCGAAUUUACGACCACGAAAAAACGUAGAUAAUGGGAAAGCCGUAGAGUCAACAGAAAGUGACUAUAUUGACACUGAUGAUGGAAUUCUGGAAAAAAGGAAGGUGAACCUAUCAGAAACGAUUGCAUCAGGAAGUAAAAGAACACCUGCUGUCUUGGAAAAAUUUGUUCAGAGCCUUCCAGAAAAAGGAAAAGUAUGGGUAGUAAGAGGGAUUUCAGCAAUAAUAAUGUUUUCCCUUUUGGGUUUGGUUAUCUAUGGGGGACCGCUAACUAUGUUAAUAACUAUUAUGGUAGUUCAAGUCAAAGCCUUUUCAGAAAUAAUUAAUAUAGGAUAUGCAGUAUACAGGGCCCAUGGCUUACCCUGGUUUCGAUCUUUGUCAUGGUAUUUUCUAAUUACUUCAGAUUAUUUCUUUUAUGGGGAAUUUCUUAUAGAUUCAUUUGGAGUAGCCUUAAGUAGAACAGAUUUUCUACAAUUCUUGGUUACCUAUCACAAACUAAUCUCUUUAACUUUGUAUUUGGUUGGCUUUGUAUGGUUUGUGCUAAGCCUUGUAAAGCGUUAUUACCUCAGACAAUUUGCACUUUUUUUCUGGACUCAUAUAACUUUGUUAAUUGUGGUAAGCAUUGCACAUGCGUUCAUUCAAAACCUAUUUGAAGGAAUUAUAUGGUUUAUUGUUCCCAUAUUAAUGGUAUGUUGUAAUGAUUUGAUGGCAUAUGUGUUUGGAAAAUUGUAUGGCAAAACUCCAUUGAUACAGUUAUCUCCAAAGAAGACAUGGGAAGGUUUUAUUGGAGCUGGAAUUAGUACAAUAAUCUUUGGGAUGAUAAUAUCCCACAUUUUUUGUAACUACAAAUAUUUUGUAUGCCCUGUACAAUACGACGAAGCAGAAGAUAGAAUGACUUUGGAGUGCCAACCAGGAGAAAUGUUUGUUCCUAAAGAGUACAAUUUACCUCAAUUUUUAUCAAACAUAUCAAAGCUGUUUGGUUUUGGUGAUAGCAUAGUAUUGUAUCCGUUUGUUUUACAUUCCUUUUUCCUGUCUGUAUUUAGUAGUGUAAUUGGACCAUUUGGGGGAUUUUUUGCAUCAGGGUUUAAGAGAGCAUUUAAAAUUAAGGAUUUCGGCGAUGCAAUUCCUGGUCACGGUGGUAUAAUGGAUCGUUUGGAUUGUAUGCUAUUAAUGGCCCUUUUUGUAAACGUUUAUUUCAAAACAUUCCUAAAUCAUGAUACUGUACAAAAGAUGUUUCACCAAAUUCAUAACUUAAAUGCAGAGCAACAGCUACAGUUGUACCGAAUGUUGCAGGAAUCUCUCCAAAACAAACAUCUACUUUAGGCAAGCUACAAUAUUUUCAGUUUUAUCUAAAUACCUAAAGGUAGUUAGGCUUUCACGGCUGGCAUUAUCUGAAUAAUGCUUGAGAUUCGGGCUUGACGGUCGUGGUCUAGGAUUGUUUUUCUGUCGGUG
Molecule: messenger RNA, 1657 nt
Organism: Agrilus planipennis (emerald ash borer)
Lineage: Eukaryota; Metazoa; Arthropoda; Insecta; Coleoptera; Buprestidae
Product: phosphatidate cytidylyltransferase, photoreceptor-specific
Exons: 7
Coding region: 206-1528 (440 amino acids)
Cellular component (GO): endoplasmic reticulum membrane
Molecular function (GO): phosphatidate cytidylyltransferase activity
Source: RefSeq, a predicted model, not a curated record